Molecule: messenger RNA, 663 nt
Organism: Cinclus cinclus
Lineage: Eukaryota; Metazoa; Chordata; Aves; Passeriformes; Cinclidae
Gene: CHMP4C
Product: charged multivesicular body protein 4C
Exons: 5
Coding region: 1-663 (220 amino acids)
Biological process (GO): late endosome to vacuole transport via multivesicular body sorting pathway; vesicle budding from membrane
Cellular component (GO): multivesicular body; ESCRT III complex; cytoplasmic side of plasma membrane
Source: RefSeq, a predicted model, not a curated record
AUGAGUAAGAUCUCCAGGUUCUUCAAGGGGAGCGGCUCGGCCUCCUCCAAGGGCCGCGGGGGUCCCUCGCCGCAGGAGGCACUGGCCCGGCUGCGAGAGACAGAGGAGAUGCUCAGCAAGAAGCAGGAGUACCUGGAGACGCGGAUCGAGCGGGAGCUGGCGGUAGCCCGGCAGCACGGCACCAAGAACAAGCGAGCUGCCUUACAAGCACUGAAGAGAAAAAAGAGAUAUGAGAAACAGUUGAAUCAAAUUGAUGGGACACUUUCAACCAUUGAGUUCCAGAGAGAGGCAUUGGAAAAUUCCCAUACCAACACAGAAGUGCUCAAGAAUAUGGGUUAUGCUGCACAGGCUAUGAAAAAAGUACAUGAAAAUAUGGAUUUGAACAAAAUUGAUGAUUUGAUGCAAGAUAUCACUGAACAGCAAGAUGUUGCCCAGGAAAUUUCAGAUGCUAUCUCAAACCGAGCCACCUUUGGUGAUGAGUUUGAUGAGGAUGAGUUGAUGGCAGAAUUAGAAGAACUGGAGCAAGAAGAACUGAACAAGGGAAUGAGAGAUGUCAGGUUGCCAAGUGUUCCGUCCACAUCGCUGCCUUCUCGCCCUGCAUCGACCAGGAAAAGAGCAGAGGAUGAAGAUGAAAUGAAGAAACUGGCUGCCUGGGCUUCAUAA